GCGGACAGUAUUCAUACACAGAGCUUAAUGGAGAACUAAAAGGCAAAUGGCCCGCAAGGCAGUUUGUGUUUUGGAUUAGCUCAGUGAAAGUAGCAGUCUUGUGGAAAUGCAUUUCCUCCCGUAGCUGUGGUCGUAAAGAAAGAGCAGACAACGAGGAGAAAGAAAAGCUGAAGAGUGUGAGGGAGCAGUGGGAUCAAAGUGCUCACCGCUCUGGAAUUCUAACAAGAUGCCUGAGGUUAGGGACCUUUCUGAAGCUUUGCCAGAGAUGCCCAUGGAUCCCAUCACUGGUGUGGGGGUGGUCGCCUCCAGGAACAGGGCACCCACUGGAUACGAUGUGGUCUCUACAACAACAGAUGGUCUGGAUGCUGACCUGUGGAAAGAUGGUCUUUUUAAAUCCAAGGUGACGCGAUACCUUUGCUUUACCCGAGUCUUUUCAAAAGAAAAUAGCCAUUUAGGUAAUGUUCUUGUGGACAUGAAGCUGAUUGAUAUCAAGGACACCCUGCCUGUAGGCUUCAUCCCAAUCCAGGAGACUGUUGACACGCAGGAGCAGGCCUUCAGGAAGAGACGGCUCUGUAUCAAGUUUAUUCCACGGGACUCGACAGAAGCAGCCAUCUGCGACAUUCGCAUCCUUGGACGAUCUAAGCAGGCUCCGCCACAGUACACCUUUAUUGGAGAGCUCAACAAUAUGGGAAUUUGGUAUCGCAUGGGGAAUGUCCCUCGGGCCCAGGACUCCACACAUACACCAACCAGCAACACCCAGAAUGUCAACUCUACCACCACUUCAGUCCCAACCCCAACCGCUCUUAUGCCCAAGCAUAUAUCCAUGACUCUCCCAGCCAGCUUCAGAGGCAAGAACACUACCAGACCAGAUUAUGAGCACCAGAACUCUAACCUAUACGCCAUCUCAGCAAUGGAUGGGGUGCCUUUCAUGAUCUCUGAGAAGUUUGCCUGUGCCUCAUCUGAUCUGCAGCAAGUGAAUCUGAUGGGUAUUACAAUCAAGUCUCUGGCUGAGAUUGAGAAAGAAUAUGAUUACAGUUUCCGCACAGAGCACAGUGCAGCAGCCCGCCUCCCACCAAGUCCUACACGGACAUCUCUGAGCUCCGAGGCAUGAGAAACUCCACAACCAACCCUGUGACAUCGCCUCUUUCCUGUGGCCACUACAGCUGGAGGAGAGACCUGUACAUAACUACUGACAGCGAGCCCACACGAACAACAACAGACUCAUGGAAAUGAAAAAGAAGCCAUUUACUUCCACUCUGAUCUUCAUCCUUCCUCUCAAAAACAACACAGUGUAAGGUGACAUAUGGAAUGAAAAACAACAAGAAACACUCAUUCAUUUUUCAGAGUAUGUUUGGUCUUUCUUUCUCUGUUAUGUUGCUGUUCUGCUGAAAUGACAAAAAAAAGGAACUGUUACAUUUGAAGGGGCAAUUGAAAAUAUGCAAAGAAUGAACCACUAAGGCUGAAGGACUUCAUGGGUCUGAUGGAGACCACUGCACACUUGGGUUUUAAAAUUGGAUGGGAUCAUCCAUUGUUGGACAAAGCAGACCUUUCAUGCCCAAAGGGAUGGAAGGGAAACUCACUCAUUCACUCCGUAAACCAGAGUGAUAUAAAGUACUUUUCUGUCCUUCUCUUCUUUUAAAGGAUUUGUGAAGUUGUGUUUCAUAUAGCAUACACAAACCUCCUUCAUCUAAAAGAACUGUAAUUUUUGAAAAUGGAUGUUUGUGUGAAGAAUGACAGCUACAACUUUGGUUUUUGAAAUGGGCUGAUGGCAUUCAUUUUUCCUUCCUUGCUCAUUAGAUACCUGCUGGUCUCUUAAUGGUCUAAGUACCCCAACUCAAGGCACCAGUAGGGGGAAAGUAAAUCAUAACAUUUCAUGGGGAAAAAAGGAAAAACAUCUUGGCAUUUUGUCUUGCAACAUUUACUGAGCGUCAUAGCAGGGAAUGAUUUUUUGUUUUCUUCUUAUUGUAGUGUACUGGUGUUGUGAGUUUACUUUUUGUUAUUUCAGUGUGCUAGCUAGCCUCCCUAUCACUGUCUCUUUGUAUGUGCCAGCACCUUGGAUUAAAAACAGACCCACCAGUACUGUUCAAAGUUAAGUAAGACUUUCCAGGACACGUCCAUAGAGAACAUGUAGUAUUAAUGUUUUCUGUGUCAUCAUCUGAAGAUAAUGAUAAGUUCCUAUGCAGAGAUAACAAAAGUUAUCUUCCAGAGAUAAGCUGUUAUCUGUAUUUAACAAGUUAUCUCAAGAUCCAAUCCAAUCCAACUUUAUUUAUAAAGCGCUUUUAAGAACCACAGGGGCCAAAGUGCUGUACAGUAAAAUAAAUAAAUGAGUAAAAACAGCAUAAUAGGAAAUAUAAAACAAAUCCAACCUAAAAUAAAUUUAAAAUAAAGUAAAAUACACAGCUAAGACAAUGCAAAAAUAUGCGUACAUAUAAACAUAAAAAUAUAAAAUCAGUAUCUUACACAGUGUGGAAAGCCAAGGAAAAAAGGUGGGUUUUAAGAAGACCUUUAAAAACAGACAGUGAAGAGGCCUGCCUAAUGUGCAGUGGUAAAUUGUUCCAAAGUUUUGGAGCUGCAGCAGAAAAAGCAUGGUCCCCUCUGUGCUUUAGCCUGGUCUUAGCCACCGUCAUAAAAGGGCAUAAAAGGAUGGUGCAGCUCAGAGAGGUAGGACUGGGCAAGACCAUUAAGAGCUUUAAAAGCAAAUAAAAGGAUUUUAAAAUGGAUCCUAAAAUGUACAGGCAGUCAGUGCAGUGAGGCUAAAAUCGGUGAAAUGUGCUCAUGCUUGCGUGUGCCAGUUAAAAGACGCGCAGCGGCAGUUUGCACCAACUGAAGACACGCAAUGGAGGAACCACUAACCCCCACAUAAAGUGCACUGCAGUAAUCCAGCCAAGUGGUGACAAAGGCGUGGAUUACUGCCUCAAAGUGCUGCCUCUGCAGAACUGGCUUGAUUUUGGCCAGCUGCCUCAACUGGAAAAAGCUCUACUCCUAAUGUCUUUACUGCAUUUACCUGGCUGUCGAGCUUAAAAUCAGAGCCGACUAAAUCCCGUAAAUUUUUGAUUGUGGGUUUGACAUGCUGGGCCAGAUAACCCAGAUCAACAAGGGGGGUGACAGAGGAGCCACCAAAAACCAUCACUUCAGUCUUUUCCUUAUUAAAGUUUAGGAAGUUAAAAGCCAUCCAGUCGUUUAUGUCAUCAAGACACAAGCAGUGGUUUGCAGAGUUAUUCUUUUUAAGAGGCACAUAGAUUUGGCUGUCAUCUGCAUAAUAGUGGAAAGAAAUGACAUGUUUCCUUAAUAUGGAACCUGUGUUCUUUAUUUUGAAAAAAUGUUUUUGACAUGAAAUGCAAGUGUGGAAGCAGUUAAGCUGCAGAGAUGUCAACAAUCAUUGAAAACAAAGUAUAAAUAGUAUGGAACCAAGCGGCAACAAAUAGAGGGAGAAAAGAAGAGUAUCUAGAACUGAGCCUUGUGGUACCCCACACGAGAGAGGAGCAAUGGAGGACACAGUCACCAAGGCUGACACAGAAUGUCAACUGGGAUAAGUAGGACCUGAGCCAUUCCAGUGCUGUGCCACUGAUGCCCACUCACUGCUCCAAACAAGAGCACAGCUCUUAACAUAACAGCUUACUUCUAGGAAACAACUUUUAUCUAGAGGAAUAAGUUUGUUGUUUGUUGCUGUUUUUCCCCGGAAAAACAGUUUUGUUAUCAGGAGAUACCAAAACAGAGAAAAAUAAUACAUGUCCUCUACGCACGUCCAUAUUGGUAAGAUUGCUGAACUACUUUUACUCCUGUUCUCACAACCAGUUAUUAGUUGUUUCUGAUGUGUUUUACAUUAUCACAAUGAUUUGUGAACGCUGUUCAUUUUUUAUUCAUAAUGUUAUGUAUCAGUUUGCAACACUGCUUUAUUUUAAAUGCAGGUUAGCAAGUGGAGCCCUGACUGUUUCAGAUGCUAGUAAAAAGUAUACAUUGUCUUGUCUUCAUUAGAUUACUUUUCUAAGCACCAUGAUUCACAAACAAAACAGAUGUUUGUAAUGUCCUGAGUAUUUUCUACAAAUAAUAGGCCUUUCUUUGUUAUAAAUGUGUUAUAAAUGUGAACAACUGUGGUCAAACAGAUAUGCUUUUUUAUCGCUUAAUUUCAAUACAGUUAAAUGCAACAGAUCUUUCUGGCAACUGUGUAUUUAAGGCACAUUGUUACUGUUGGAAAUUUUUGUUUCAGAAAUGUUUUCCCUCUUAGGUAACAAUGUUUUCAGUAAACCAAGUCUCCUUUACUGUGAAGGUGCUUGUCAGCAUUUUGAAUUUUGGAUUGUAACUUGAAGAAUGCUAAGUCUAAAACAUUUUGAGAGCGACUGAAAACCUCAAGUGUCAAGAAAAAUAUCCAAUUACAAUUUUAAUGUCAGAGUUAACAUCCUUAAAUAAGUAUUUCAUCUAACAGUAUAUCUCUACCUUGUACACAUAGCACAACCGAUCAAGAUCGAGAUUGGGGUUUACUUACUCUUUAAUGAACACUCUGAAAGCAUGCAUCAAUACAGUCUUUAACUCCUGACCUUCAUUACAACCAGCCAUCAGUUCAUCUUGCUUUGCUCUUACAUACCUUCAGGCUCUGCGUUUUUUUUUUUUGUUUUUUUUGUUUUUUUGUUUUUUCCUACCUCUGAUCAUUCAAAAACACCAAAGGUUAUUCAAGAACAUUGGUGAAGUUUAUUAGCCCUGUCCCAACAUCAACGUCCAACUUUUUUUUUUUUUUUUUUUGCAAUAGUUUAUAUGCCUUCUUUGUUUAGGAAAAUGUUGAAAAUUUGUCUUUACAAUGCCUCUCUACAUUAUCAACAACUCUUAAAUGCAUGGAUUAACCACUUGUACUCUGUUCUUGUUUUUUGUAAUUUAUUAGUCCUUUCAGUAUUGUGACCAUUUUGUCUCCAAUGCUCUCUAUUGUGUUUCAGAAAUGAGAAAUGAUUGUAAUAUGUAACAUUUAAAUCGUUUCUCAGUUGCACUGCUGACAAUACAUAUUUUCACUUGUUUCCUGGGGGUGAAAAGAUAAAUGCCCAUCUAUAACAGAUGCUCUCAUGCCAGUGUGUGCUUGAUCUGGUUGUAAAGUCAGUGUAUCUGCCUGCUCUGUGAUAAGCUACAUCUGUAUUAUUUCUCAACUGUGGUGUUUACCUCCAGUUUUAAUGAAAUAUUUUGUCGCAAAUUAAUAUGGUUUAUGUCUGUAUUAACAAACAAUAACAAUCCUAAA
Molecule: messenger RNA, 5218 nt
Organism: Myripristis murdjan (pinecone soldierfish)
Lineage: Eukaryota; Metazoa; Chordata; Actinopteri; Holocentriformes; Holocentridae
Gene: mvb12ba
Product: multivesicular body subunit 12Ba
Exons: 10
Coding region: 227-1111 (294 amino acids)
Biological process (GO): virus maturation; viral budding; regulation of epidermal growth factor receptor signaling pathway
Cellular component (GO): late endosome; ESCRT I complex
Source: RefSeq, a predicted model, not a curated record